Diospyros lotus (date-plum) is the source of this 913-nucleotide messenger RNA. RefSeq lists its product as uncharacterized. The transcript is spliced from 2 exons. The record is from RefSeq and is a predicted model, not a curated record. Lineage: Eukaryota; Viridiplantae; Streptophyta; Magnoliopsida; Ericales; Ebenaceae. Bases 106 to 549 code for a protein of 147 amino acids.
CAGGGCAGGACACGAGGUUCCACGCACCAUAUUAACCCAUGAAAACCCAAAUUCACCUGAAAAUCAGAAACAUCCAAUUUACUUCUCGCCCAAAGUCAUGCGCCGAUGGCUACGUCUCUGUCCUUUGGAUCGCUACCGUCUUCUUCUUCCUCCUCCUCUCUGAUGCUCAUCACCUGCUUGGGCUCCGUGAUCGCCUUCGGAUCCGUCUUCAUCUUCGUCCGCGGAAUAUUCAAUCCCCAACACGACGACGGCGACGGCGGCAACACCGUCGCACUGGAGAGGCUUGGCCUCAAUAUUGGCCUCGGAAUCAACCGGUUCAGGCUUGAUCUGAACCUGCUGUUCGUGAUGCGUCCGCAGGAAAGGAUUUUCGAUCUCCACGUCCGGAUCGGAGGCGGUUAUCCGCCGGAGAUCGCCGGCCUCCUCCUCCUCCUCUUUCUCCGGUCGCAGGCGGCGCCGAUUCUGAUGCCGCUGCUGGAGGACAUCGAGUGCGCCGCCGUUUGGUUCCUUACGGCCAUGCGGAGGCCUCGAUUGGCCUUGCUAAUCUUGUGAAAACGUGCGCGGCCGGCUGCUGCAGUUUGGACCGCAUUCGCAAUUCGCAAUGUAUGGUUGGUUGCUUGCGGAACAAAUUGCUCCGAAUCGAUCGCCGGCGGAGGAUUCAACUUCGUAUGGUAUGGUAUGUUGGCAUGGUUUCUUCAUUGGAGAGCCCUCCCCUCGUCUUUUUAUAGGGGGAAUGCAAUGCAAAAACGCCCCCAAUUAUGAGUGAAGUCAGUCAGUCAGCCAGUCAAUCUCUGAGAUUUAGUAUUUUCAAUACAAAUAUUGUAUAUUUUAAGAAAAGAUGCCAUUACUUGUGGGAUGGACUAAAAUUUGAAUCAUAAUAUAAUGGUUAUCACAAUUCACAACUAGAAAUGAUAAG